Coffea arabica (coffee) is the source of this 3753-nucleotide messenger RNA. The record is from RefSeq and is a predicted model, not a curated record. Lineage: Eukaryota; Viridiplantae; Streptophyta; Magnoliopsida; Gentianales; Rubiaceae.
AUGAUAAAGCAAGUUAAAAGGUCUUAUAAAAAGCUAAAAUCUCCAGUUAAGACAAGAAGGCCUUUGAGAGAGAGAAAUGGUCAAGAAGCUAACGCAGUGGGCAGUGGAAAAAGAAAGAUGCUGGUGUUUGAUGAGGAAAUGGAGGACGUGCACCAGAAUGAACCAGUAGGUAAAAAAGCAAAGUCUCUUGAGCUGUUUGGCUACACAGGAUUGUCUGAGGUGGAGAUGGGUGCAGUGGUAGAAGCUAUGCACAAGGCAGGAGGAAUGGCAGUUUUUUGGAAGGAGGAAACACAAGUUCUGGAAGUUAAUCUAACAGCCUUCACUAUUGAAGUCAGGUUAGAGGAUGACGAUAAGCAUUGUGACUGGUGGUUUAUAGGAGUUUAUGCGAGUUGUGAUGGCCAGAUAAGGAAGGAACAAUGGAGAGUUUUGAGAGAUAGAAGCAGGUUGUGGGGAGAUAGAUACAUGAUCGUAGUGGAGCAAGCUUGGCAGAAGGAUGAACCUGGUUCACGUAUGUUUAAGAUUACAAGGAAGAUCAGGAACUGUAGAAUUGAGUUACUAAAAUGGAGGAACACGUUCCAAGCAAACUCUAAAAGGAAAAUUGUGGAGGUAAGGAAAAGACUGGAGGCCGUAAGUAGCUCUGAGGCUGCUAGUAAGAAGGAGAUGAUGACUGAGCUAAAGAACCAGCUUAAGGAAGCAUAUCAGGAAGAGGAGAAAUUCUGGAACCAAAAGGCAAGGCUUGACUGGCUCAGGGAAGGAGAUAAAAACACUAAGUAUUUCCAUGCCUUUGUGAAGGGGAGAAGGAUUAAGAAUAGAAUCAGGAAACUGCAGAGGGAGAAUGGCUCUUGGGCUGAAAGUGAAGAAGAAAUAGUAUCAGAAAUCUCUGGUUUCUUUCGAGAAUUGUUUACAAGUGGAGGAAGGAAUGAUAUGUCAGAGAUCCUUGAGGGUAUUCCCCAUUCUAUUACUCAGGAAAUGAAUACAAAUUUGACUAAACCAGUAGAGGAAGAAGAAAUACAGUCAGCUAUUUUUUCCAUGCAGUCUGAUAAAGCUCCAGGUCAGGAUGGCAUGUCCCCCUUAUUCUUUCAAAGGUUCUGGAGCAUUAUCAAAGGGGAUCUAAUUCCAGCCAUCCAAGCUUUUUUCAGCUCAGGUUUCAUGCUAAAAUCUAUAAAUCACAUUGUUAUUUCCCUCAUCCCCAAAACUUUGCACCCAACUUGUUUGAAAAACUUCAGACCCAUCAGUCUGUGUAAUGUGAUUUACAAAACAAUCUCCAAAAUCUUGGCCAAUAGAAUGAAACUGGUUCUAGGAAAAUGCAUUAGUAACACCCAAUCAGCUUUUAUCCCAGAUAGGCAAAUUUUAGAUAAUGUAAUCCUAGUACAUGAGUACAUGCAUUACCUCAAAAAUAAAAGGCAAGGGAAAGAAGGUUUCAUGGCAAUCAAGCUUGACAUGGCCAAAGCAUACGAUAGAGUGGAGUGGCAUUUUUUGCAAGCUAUGAUGCAGAAGAUGGGCUUUUGUGCAAGAUGGAUCAACUGGAUUACUAGCUGCUUGAGUUCAGUAUCUUAUUCCUUCAAUUGCAAUGGGGAAUCUAAAGGUUUUGUUACUCCAGAAAGGGGAAUAAGGCAGGGAGACCCUCUGUCUCCAUACUUAUUCCUAAUAUGCUCAGAAGGAUUCUCCAACCUUUUGAAGAAAGCUGAGGAGAGGAAGGACAUAAAUGGUCUGAGGAUCAGCAGGCAAGGUCCUCUCAUCACACACCUUUUCUUUGCUGACGACUCACUCAUUUUUUGCAAAGCCAACAACAGGCAAGCCACUGAAGUCAUGAAGAUUCUCAGAACCUACGAAAAGGCUUCAGGACAGUUGAUCAACUUGGACAAAUCAGCUAUCUUUUUCAGCAAGAAUGUAUCGAGGGAGCUCAGAAGAGAAGUGUGCAGUUCCUUAGGAGGAAUGGCUGAGAUGAAACAAGGCAAAUAUUUGGGGCUGCCUAUGGUGAUUGCCAGAACUAAGGACCAGAUCUUUGGGUUCAUCAAGGAAAAUAUAAGAAGAAAGCUGCAGGACUGGAGGAAUAAGUUUCUGAGUAAUGCAGGUAAGGAAGUACUCCUCAAGGCAGUGUCAAUGGCAAUGCCUACUUAUGCCAUGUCCGUUUUCAAACUACCUAGGAAGAUGUGUAAAGACAUCAGGUCGAUGAUGGCCAACUACUGGUGGGGAGAAACAAAUGGCAAGAACAAAAUGCAUUGGGUUUCCUGGAGGAAAAUGUCAAUGAAGAGGAAUGAAGGAGGCCUGGGAUUCAAGGACAUUGAAGCUUAUAAUAAAGCCUUGCUUGGGAAGCAGAUUUGGAGAAUAAUCACGAAACCGAACCUCCUGGUUAGCAAAGUGCUGAAAGCUAGAUACUUCCCCAAAGACUCCAUUUUAUCAUGCAAAACACAUAGGAAUGCGUUAUGGUUUUGGCAAGGAUUACUAGGAGCCAGAUGCUUAAUUGACAAAGGGAUGAUUAGAAGGAUUGGCAAUGGGAGGAGUACAAGCAUCUGGGAUCAUCGAUGGAUUCCUGGAUCUAGUUCUGGGAAGCCAACUACCCCAAGACCUCUAAAUUCUGACUGUAAGAUGGUGCAUGAGCUAAUCAACCAACAGAGAUGGAACAGAAACACCAUCUUCAAGUAUUUCAAUCAUAAGGAUGCUGAGAAGAUCUUAAACAUCCCGUUAAGUCUGACUGGGAGAGAGGACAGUUACUAUUGGCAGCAUAAUGCAGGGGGGAAUUAUACGGUCAGCUCAGGCUAUCAAUUCCUUAUGAAAGAGAGAAGUGAAGCUGAAAAGGAGCAAGUAGAGGCCGUUGGUUCAAGCAUCAGAGAAGGAAGUCAGCAAGCCAAACAAAUGUGGAAAACAUUAUGGAAGCUCAACAUCAAACAUAAGAUCAAAAUCUUCAUUUGGAAAUGCAUAACAGGUGCACUACCAGUGAGAGCUGAAAUCUAUAGGAAGACAAGGUUGGGAGAUCCAGUGCGUCGAAUGUGUAGGGAAGAGCAGGAAUCAGUGGAACACUUAUUCUUCAGCUGCCCUCACACACAGGAGGUCUGGAAGGCUGCUCCAAUAAAGUGGGAUGGUGUGGUGGACCAGCAAGGGAGUUUCAAACGAUGGUGGAUCACAGUUUCAGAAGCUAGGAGAAGGCCAAGAGGGAAGGAGCAUAUUGGACUGACAGCGAACAUUUUAUGGCAGGUGUGGAAAGAAAGGAACAAGAAGGAGUUUGAAAACAAAGGCAGCUGUUUACCAGCUAGGACUAUAAGUAAAGCUCAUAAGGAGUGGUUGGAACAGGAGGAAAGCUUAAGUAGGAUAACUAGGCCAAGCACAGGAGAAACAACUCCCAACAAUGAAGAACCUAUUCAGGGGCUAGAAGAAGCAGAAACAAUUGUUAUGGAGGUGGCAACAGAGAGUCAGUUCGGGAAGGUCUCUUUGGGGAUUGGUGUCAGAGUGCGGAGGCAUCCAAACACUCUAAUGGCAGAAUGGGCACUUAGGGAGAGAACUCUAGAGCAGAGAUGGAGCAGGAUUGCGAUCCACUUUCAAAACCAAGAACUGAUGAGACAGAUUAGCAAUAGGAGCCCCUCCAACAGCAGUUUAGCUACAUUGAUAGAGGACAUUCUUAACAUGCAGGGAAUGUUUCGCAUGUGCUUGUUUAGCUCUGUUAGGGACGAAAGAAUAGAAAGAAGUAAAAGUUUAAGUCAUCAUGCCUUUGGCAUUAUUGUGGAUGAGGAAUGGAUUGUUCCUCAGUGCUAUUGA